This is a messenger RNA of Galendromus occidentalis (western predatory mite), 1146 nucleotides long. Its product is annotated as probable serine/threonine-protein kinase DDB_G0277449. The coding region runs from base 1 to 1146 and encodes 381 amino acids. NCBI's taxonomy places the organism in Eukaryota, Metazoa, Arthropoda, Arachnida, Mesostigmata, Phytoseiidae. Gene Ontology annotation, biological process: protein phosphorylation. Gene Ontology annotation, molecular function: protein kinase activity; ATP binding. The transcript is spliced from 7 exons. The record is from RefSeq and is a predicted model, not a curated record.
AUGUAUACCGACAAAAUUGAGGUGGAAGGCUUCGAGCACGGCUACGAGCGUCGAGCUGAAGAUCCUCGCCUGGAGACGCACGGAAACGCAACCUUUACGCACAGCACCGGGAAAAUAUUGUCCAGCCCGAGGCUUCGUCUGCGCAGCAUCUGCCAAUGGAUGAGUUUCACGAUGCGGCGAAACAACGAUAUCGGGCAGAGCCAGGGAGUGUUCUGGCAGAACGCCAGGGACACCAGAAAGCGAAACUGGAAUCUGGAAAACCUCCAGGUCGAAGACCUCCUAGGUCGGGGCUCGUUCGGUGAGGUGUUCCAAGUGAAAGCAAAAGACGAUGGCUCCGAGGCAGCGAUCAAACGCAUCAAGAAAAAUGUCCUGAACACCGAAAAAGAUCUCUCGAGAGUGAAAGCCGAAUUUUCUUGCUGGAGAGCGAUGAGCGGGCACCCGAAUGUGAUAUCGCUCUUUGCCUUCGUCGAAACCGACACGUAUUGGUGCUUCAUCAUGGAGCGCGGAAAUUUCGGAAGCCUCAGUCAAGUUCUCCGGAGCUCAGAUGUCAUGCUUGGCUCACAGGAUGUUCGGAAGAUCGCCGCUCAACUUGCUCACGCGAUAUCAACCUUACACCACGCGGGGUAUCUGCACAGGGACAUCAGCUGCUCGAACGUCCUGCUAACGGAAAAUCUUGACUGCAGACUCAUCGAUUUCGGUCUCAGUGUCAAGGGAACGACCGCAACCUCUAGAUCAGGGUCGCUGGCUUACAUGGCCCCCGAAGUCCUGAACAGGAGACCAGCUGGCUGUGCCGCCGAUUGGUGGUCCUGGGGCAUCGUUGUCUACACGAUGAUCGUCGGUAAAAGUCCCCUGGCACUCUUCGCCAUCAGGGAACAGAUCGAUCUCGAGAAUAUCUCGAAAGAAAGCCGGUACGAGCUAGCCAAGAAAACUCCUGUAGUGCUCAGCACCCGCACGAGUCCCGAGGAACGCGCGCUAUUGGUCGAUGUCCUGAGACCUGAUCCUGAGAGUCGCUUAGGGAUGCGAGACGGGAUGAAUUUCGACUUACUCAAAGCCCACCCGUACUUCCACGGAGUUGAUUGGACGCAGCUGGAUGCCGCGAAGAGGAAAAUCCUUCGCAGAAUAGAAAUUCGAGCCAAGCGCACAUGA